This is a messenger RNA of Mycena citricolor, 744 nucleotides long. NCBI's taxonomy places the organism in Eukaryota, Fungi, Basidiomycota, Agaricomycetes, Agaricales, Mycenaceae. The record is from the annotation of a GenBank genome assembly.
AUGGCGACCAUUACCCUCACCGUCCUCUCUUCUCCUUGGACCCCACUCCCUCUGCACACGUCCGGUGCAGCAUGGAACACCAAACGGUCCAGCACCCUCACCUUCGACCUCCCCAAAGCCACCUUUUACACACUAGAUGCACCGAAGCUCGCACCGCCGCCGCCGCAAAAACCCCGGCUCAAGCUUCUCAGCUUGACAGCGGCACCGCCAAGCUCGACCUCCCACGAGCAGCAACAGCAGCAGCCGCAGCGCCUCCCCGCGAGACGCUUCGACCCAUUCUGCGAAGACGCCAAUGCACAAAACAAGCCCGCAGCAGCACCAGCAGUAGUGGCCGAGCCAGUGUCUCUGCCUGCUGCACCGGUCGUGCGCGGCCGCCGACGUUCACCCUCAUUUUCAGCGGGCUCAGGAUGCACCCGUGCCUCCCUCGCAUCCAUGUCCCUACAACUCCCUUCUAUUCCAUCCUCCUCCUGCUCCGCACCCCCGCGCCACACCAAACCCGCACUCGCUCCGCAACCCGGCAGCCCAUGCCCCGGGGCCCCGACGCCUUAUAUGGCGCGGCACUACAGUUCCUCUGACUCACGCUCGCGGCUGCUCGCGCGCACGCUGUUGAACCGCAUCAACGCCGUCGGGCGGCCGCGGUCCGUGUGCGGGUCGCGUGCAGCACCGCUCGGGAACGGGUACGAGGACGAGUGCGGCGGGCGGCCGUACAUCCCGACGCGGCUCAGCGAGUGUGUGACAGCCUGA